CACGCGUUUGAGCUGGCCGCCUGCUUACCUACCCUAAAGCAAGCCCUGGAGCAGUGGGGCCAUGGGCUGAGUCAUCAAAUGCGGGCACCUGGAGUUGCUGCAAUUUUUCUCCAGCUGCUCCUCGCAUGUCCAAUUUCUCAACUCACAUUUUGCAACUCCGUGUUGCGCACCUCGAAAUCCAAGGCCGCCAGGCCAAUUGACAAGUGGUCAAGAUGUCUUUGAUGCAGAAUGGCUGAACCCCAACCCAUUCUCGCCGAGCCACCUGCGGCAAUUCCAUCAAUAACACCAAACGGUCAGGCUGGCCAGAAGAAGCAGCAGCACAACCAGAACCGAGGCCCUCCGCCUCACACCAUCUACGUGCGACCGGCGCCUAUCCGAACCUUCCCACUGCCGUCCUUCUAUCCCAACAAUCCUGUUUCCUUGUUCCACCUGGCAUACGCAUGGCUUGGCCAGAUCUUCUCCCCACCUCCAGCAGAGCCAUCUGCCGUUCUACAAGGAACAUGGUCUCCUGAGACUUCGUCCGUCCACGUGACGGACGAUAAAGUCAUUCGUUCAUUAUGGGAGCAAGGCUUCUACGGCAAGGGCAGUCUCAGCCGCAGCGAGCCCAACUGGCUGAAGAGAGAGCAAGUGCGUCGGGGCCUGCAAGAGACCCACGUCAGCGAGGUCAUGACAGCUCAAAGGCGUGACGAGCGCCUACGUGCCAAGUGGGAACGGGCGCGGCUCGAGCAGGAGCUCAUCCGCCAGACGAGGGAAGCCGAGCAGGCUGAGCAGAUGAGAUUGGAGGCCAAGAGGACCCCUGCGUCUGGCAAGCCCAAGAGGUCGACGCCCAAAACACGCAAACUUUGCGCGCAACAGGACUUUGCUUCUCCAACCGGGCCAAACGAGCUUCUAGCUCUCCCCAACUCCCUCGCUGAUCUGGCUGUUCACCACAACGCCGUCGGGAAGAUACCUUCCGUCUGGGCGACCCUUCCGCCAACAGGGCCAUUAGAGAUUCUGGCGCUGCCUAACUCAGCGGCUGACCUGUUGGCGCGUUCGUGCACCGAGGAUUCCACCGAUGUGCCCUCGUUAGUGGAUGACCAAGAAGAUUCCGACGAUGAUGAGGAGACAUCUUCGGGGCAAGACGCAAGUGUAUCAUCCCAGACAAAAGUCAACGGGACUGCGCCAGCAGUCAUUCCUGGUUUGCACAUUCUGCGCGCUCGAAUGCAGAAGAGCGUUCGCUUUUCUUCGGACGUUGGACAGGCCACUUUUGGUGUCGCGGACCCCCCUAGUCCAAGCCAAAAGGUAGAGGACCAGAAGAAAUCGGACGGCGACAACACUCCUUCGGACAUCAUCGUCAACAAAGAGCAUCUUCAGCUCAUGCCCGAGGAAGCCCUCUGGCUCAGCUUCGGCUUGGGCGCGCUGGUCGUGAAUGAUCCCCUCUCUGGGCGACAGCUCUCCACGCGCGAGCUGCUGGCCUUGUUCCGCCAGCACUCCUAUUUCCCUCCGCGCGAUGGUCCGGAUGACCUUGACCUCCAGCCCGAUGACGGCUUUCUACUGCACUACGCUGUGUAUCAUCAUUUCCGGUCCCUUGGCUGGGUGCCUCGCUCUGGUAUCAAGUUCGGUGUCGACUGGCUCUUGUACCAGCGAGGCCCGGUGUUUGACCACGCCGAGUUUGGACUCGUCGUUGUCCCGUCGUACUCCGAUCCAUAUUGGAGGACCGUAGGGAAGAGCAACCCGCAGAAGAAGUGGGAGUGGCUCCACAGCAUCAUCCGUGUACUAUCACAUGUAAUGAAGAGCCUGGUGCUUGUGUACGUGGAGGUGCCACCGCCUCACGAACUCGAGAAGAGCCUGGACAAGGGGUUUGCGAGUGCUUUGAAGCUGUACAAAGUCAGGGAGGUGAUGAUCAAGCGAUGGUCGAGCAAUCGCAAUCGCUAGUGUAAUGAGAUAUGAUUGUAUGGAAAGCACUGCGCAUUUGAGCAAGACCAUCUUGGCUGCCUUGGUGACAAUUAUGUGACAUGUGCCAUGAGGUGUAAAUGCGAAUCCUCCCUCUGAUCAUGGAGGUGGAGUCAUUGCUUUUGAGAAGCCAAAAUGAGAGAAUUGGCGGUCCUGGGGCUCUCAUUCUCGAGUCUAGAUCUUACUACACUCUGUGAGCUGCAGGGUAGGUUGACAUGUAGCCGAGGUCUCGCAUAGCCGGAUGUGGACCAGCGGGC
Molecule: messenger RNA, 2189 nt
Organism: Emericellopsis atlantica
Lineage: Eukaryota; Fungi; Ascomycota; Sordariomycetes; Hypocreales; Bionectriaceae
Exons: 2
Coding region: 229-1914 (561 amino acids)
Biological process (GO): tRNA splicing, via endonucleolytic cleavage and ligation; tRNA-type intron splice site recognition and cleavage
Cellular component (GO): tRNA-intron endonuclease complex
Molecular function (GO): tRNA-intron lyase activity; nucleic acid binding
Source: RefSeq, a predicted model, not a curated record